GCGGCUCCAGGGUUCCCCCUGCUGGUUAUCGCGAAAGAGCGGCGAGUUUCCUGAGCGAGGGAGGAUCCUCCGCGCGAGCGAGCAGACUGUGUCAUCGGUGCUGCUCUCGGACCAUGGAGUUGAGAGCCGAGCUUUUAAAGUCCAUCUGGUACGCCUUCACAGCCCUGGACGCGGAGAAAAGCGGCAAAGUGUCCAAGUCUCAGCUGAAAGUUCUCUCUCACAACCUUUACACUGUGUUGUGUAUCCCCCAUGACCCUGUGGCUCUGGAGGAACAUUUCAAAGAUGAUGAUGAUGGACCAGUAUCAAGUCAGGGAUAUAUGCCAUAUCUCAACAAGUACAUCCUGGACAAGGUGGAAGAAGGUACUUUUGUCAAGGAGCGGUUUGAUGAACUUUGCUGGACAUUGUCAGCAAAGAAGAAUUACAAGCCAGACCGGAAUGGGAACAGUGUUGUAUCCUAUGAUGAUGCUUUCAGGCUCUGGUGUCUCUUUAAUUUCCUGUCUGAAGACAAGUACCCUCUUGUUAUGGUUCCAGAUGAGGUGGAAUAUCUCUUGAAGAAGAUUUGCACAGCGAUGAGCAUUGAGCUCAACAAUGGGGAAUUAGAUGAUUACUUUUCUCAAGAAACCCAGCAGCAGAGUGGCUUGACAGUUUGGCAGUUCCUAGACUUGGUAAAUUCAGGUCGGUUCCUGCGGGGGAUUGAGCGUGAUGCUAUCAGUAUGGCAAUUGAAGAAAUCUACCAAGAGAUCAUCGGCGAUGUGCUCAAACAGCAGGGCUACCUGUGGAAGAAAGGUCAUUUGAGGAGGAACUGGUCUGAGCGAUGGUUUACUCUAAAGCCCAGUGAACUCUCUUACUAUGUGAGUGAGGAACGGAAGGAGAAGAAGGGGAGCAUUUCUUUGGACAGAAAUUCAUGUGUGGAGAUUUUGCCUGACAAAGAUGGGAAACGGUGUAUGUUCUGCGUGAAAACUGCUUCGCGGACAUAUGAAAUGAGUGCAUCAGACACCAAGCAAAGGCAGGAGUGGACACUUGCCAUCCAGAUGGCAAUCCGACUCAAUGCAGAGGGCAAGAAGUCCCUGCACAAGGAUUUAAAGCAGAAGCGGCGAGAACAGCGGGAGCAGCGAGAGCGCAAGAAGGCUGCUAAAGAAGAAGAGAUGCAACGCCUGAAACAGUUGCAGGAAGAGAAGGAGCGCAAGCUGCAAGAACUGGAGUUGCUGAAGGAGGCUCAGCGGCAAGCUGAGUUUUUGCUCCAGGAAGAAGAGCAGCGGCGCCAGCAACAGCAUGAGGAAAUGCAGAGGACGCUGGAGAUACAGCUAAGGGAGGCUGAACAGGCCCGUGCUUCCAUGCAGGCGGAGAUGGUUCUGAAGGAGGCAGAGGCUGAACGUCAGCGCAAGCGCAUCACAGAACUGGAGAACAUGCAGCAACGACUCCAAGAUGCACUGCAGCAGGAAAUUAAAGCUCGUCAAGAUGAGGAGGCUGUGAGAUAUGCACAGGCCAGAUUGCUGGCUGAGGAGGAAGAAAAGUUGAAACAGCUCAUGAAGCUGAAAGAAGAGCAAGAGGAGUACAUUAUCAAGGCUCAGCAUGAAAAGCUUGCCCUCAAGCAAGAGAUGGAAAACAAGAGCAAGUUUCUGGAAGAGGCCCAACAGCAGUUAGAAGUGGUGAGAUUUAACCGAGAGAGGAUGGACCAAGAUGUUAUGCUGGCUCAGCGGAAGCUCGAACAAGCCAGCACCAAUGUAAAGCAUUGGAAUGUACAGAUGAAUCGACUGAUGCACCCCAUUGCACCAGGAGAGAAGCGUACCAUGACAAGUGGAGGGUUUACUGGCUUCAGUCCUGCACUCCUAUCUAGGAGAGAUUCCUCCCUCAAACUAAAGCAGAAUCUGGAAAAGAAGAAAUCUGAUGCUGUGAAGAAUGAAAGCAAAGAAAACAUAAAUGGAGAGACUGAGACCCAGAUGCAGAUGCCUGAUAAUAAGCCCAGCUCAGAAGCCCUCUGAUUAGCCACAGAAGUGAGGCAAUUGACUUGUUGGAAAUUUAGGGACCAGGAAUUAAACAUCCUUAUAGUUUGACCAUCUGUAGAUAUAGAUACAGAUACAUAUGAAUACCAGACAGAUAUAAAGUUUGUAUAGGGAAGUGUGCUGUUGAUUCUACUCUGUUAAGUCACAGGCUAUGCUGACAGUUUGCUUUAGUGCACUAGAGCUGCACCCAAUGUAUAUAAUAUGGACAAAUGGAAGUUUCUUUACCCUAAGUAUAGAAGGAUGGUUCUUUGGGCUUCCCUAUGGUAUGCUAUAUUUGCUCUCAGCAAAUGGAGAAAUGUCCUAGUCAUACUGUAUCAUAUUGCGCUAUUAUGAGCUUGAGGAAUUCCUAACAGCUGUUGUUGCUGGUGGUAACCACUGCUGCAGUGUUCCAAGAAAUCUGUCAUUCUCUUAAACACAUUUUUAAAUGGUAAAAUAUGCAUUUCACACUC
This is a messenger RNA of Varanus komodoensis (Komodo dragon), 2452 nucleotides long. RefSeq names its product DEF6 guanine nucleotide exchange factor (gene DEF6). The coding region runs from base 114 to 1982 and encodes 622 amino acids. Lineage: Eukaryota; Metazoa; Chordata; Lepidosauria; Squamata; Varanidae. The transcript is spliced from 11 exons. Gene Ontology annotation, cellular component: nucleus; cytoplasm. The record is from RefSeq and is a predicted model, not a curated record.